Molecule: messenger RNA, 966 nt
Organism: Moneuplotes crassus
Lineage: Eukaryota; Ciliophora; Spirotrichea; Euplotida; Euplotidae
Source: the annotation of a GenBank genome assembly
AUGGAAAGCGAAAGUGGCACUCAGAGUUCAACAAAACUCAGAAAAAUCAAUAAAGGAGAUAUCUCCAAACCAAGAGAAGGAGUCCAAGAGCUAAUUAGUCUAAAGUGGAAGACAUUAUAGGAGUUGGAGACUGUUGUGGCAAAAGGCCAGAUCAUUCUUGAGGAGUACCAGUCAUGACAGCCUGGCUCCUAUCCUCUAAGCCUGCACCAAAUCUCUAGGUUAAUUUCACAAAUUGCGGAUGCAUUCAAAAUGAACCAGUUCUGGAUGAAGUAUAUGGAAUAGAUGAAGAAGAUACAUUAGUUAAAGAUGCAUUCAGCUAUCUGCACUCACUAACUGAUGGACUAGCACAGAAACUCAGCCUUAUAAAUGAAGCUACAGAGAAUGAACAGGCAAUGGAUAUGACUUCAAAGGAUAACCAUGAGGAAAUGGACAGAAGGAAAGGAAGCCAACUGGGUAGGAUCUUAAAUAGCUGUCCAUCAAAAUUUGAGAGUUCUUAAUCUUCAGUCAUAUUUGAUUUUGAUAACCUAUUGAUGUACUCUAAAUUCUUUUGUGCUUUCCCUUUUCAUAUGCUUGCCAAAAUACCCAUCAUUAGUUUUCACUCGUCUAAGUUAAAGAUGGCUGAUUUGAUUUUUCAAUUAAUAGCUUAUAUUUGCUAUUUUAUUUGCAAGAUACGAACAUAUUUUAAAUGAUUUCUAUCUAAAAAGCAACCUUUAAUUAUAUCUAAAACAAACCUUUUAUCAUAAUUUUGUUCUAUAAAAACCUGAAAUUCAUUCUCUUGGACUGAUUUUCAACCGCUUCCGUAAAUUUUUCAAGCUUCAAGCACGCGAAUCCAAAUAUAAAGAAUCGAAUAAAAGCAAGAUAAUGGCUCUUGAGGAUGCUCUUCAUUGAUCUACGGUCACCAGUAUUGGCGAAAGAUGGCUUCACCAAGAAUCUCAACAUAUUGAUUCCUAGUUAAUUUCCACAUUA